Molecule: messenger RNA, 4210 nt
Organism: Artibeus jamaicensis (Jamaican fruit-eating bat)
Lineage: Eukaryota; Metazoa; Chordata; Mammalia; Chiroptera; Phyllostomidae
Gene: CFH
Product: complement factor H
Exons: 22
Coding region: 280-3987 (1235 amino acids)
Source: RefSeq, a predicted model, not a curated record
CAGCCAGAGCACUGGCAUGCAGUGGGAGGGAGCGCCCUGAGACUGUCUGCAAACUCUGAGCUGCUGGGGCUUGUGCUGGAUUUUUUUUCCCCCUAACUUUGCAAAUGUUUCUGAUGGGAGGGGCAUUUGGUCAUCUCUUUGUUUCCUGACCUACAUUUCAACUUCCUUCUGGAGCAAGUACUUUCCUGCACUCAUCACAACUUUUCUUCACAGAGGAGAGAACCCGAGAGAGUGUGAGCAUUGUCAGCCACUAAAUGUACCCCUGAAAGAUCCCCCGAAAUGAGAUUCCCAGCAAAGGUCCUGUGGCUUAUGUUAUGGACAGGUUGUGUAGCUCAAGAUUGUGUAAGUCCUCCUCCAAAAAAAGACAGGGAAAUUCUUCUGGGUUCCUGGUCUGAACAAAGCUACCAAGAGGGCAUGAAGGCCACAUACAAGUGCCGCCCUGGGUUCAGGACAUACGGCGUGAUUACAAUGCAGUGCAAGGGAGGGCAAUGGGUGGACCUCAACCCAUCGAAAAUAUGCCAAAAAAAGCCCUGUGGGUACCCUGGAGACACACCCUUUGGCUCAUUCGACCUUGCAAUAGGAGACAGCUUUGAAUACGGUGCCAAGGUGGUUUAUACGUGCAAUGAGGGGUACCGAAUGAUAGGUGAAUUUAAUUUCCGGGAAUGUGACGCUGAUGGAUGGACCAACGACAUCCCUGUAUGUGAAGUUGUUAAGUGCUUACCAAUGACAGACCCAGAGAAUGGGAGAGUUAUCAGCAGCGCAUUCAGACCAGACCAGGAAUAUUCUUUCGGACAGGUGAUAAAGUUUGAAUGUAACCCAGGCUUCAAGCUUGCUGGCCCUAAAGAAUUACAUUGCUCGGAAAAUGGUGUUUGGAGUGGAGAAAAACCAGGUUGCGUGGAAAUUUCCUGCCAAAGACCAGAAAUUCUGCAUGGAGAGCCCACAUCCCUGAAGAACUUGUACAAGGAGAAAGAAAGACUUCAGUACAAAUGCUUCUCAGGCUAUAGCUACAGUGAAAGAGCAGAGGCCGUCUGCACCCUGUCGGGGUGGAUGCCAUACCCCUCCUGCAAAGAAGUGACAUGUGAUCCUCCAACUAUUGCCAACAGCCACUACAUUCCUGACAGGACCUCAUACCGACGUGGGGAUAGAAUCACAUACCAGUGUAAAGGUGGCUUUUAUCAUUCCACCCAAGGCAGUACAUCAGAAUGCACCGAUAUGGGCUGGAACCCCCCUCCAAGGUGCACCUUUAAGCCAUGUGAAUACCCAGAAAUAAAGCAUGGGAGCCUAUACUGGGCACGCAGAGAAUACUUUCCAGUCGCUGUGGGACAAUGGUAUUACUAUUCCUGUAGUGGCAACUAUGUGACGCCCACAGAACGCUACUGGGAUUCUAUUAUUUGCACAGCAGAUGGAUGGUCACCUGACGUUCCCUGCCUCAGAAAAUGUGUUUUCAAUUACCUGGAGAAUGGAUAUUAUCCGAGGUAUGAACAAAAGUAUUUACAGGGUCAAUCUGUUAGAGUUUCCUGCCAUCCUGGUCACAGUCUUCCAAACCAGCGGACCACGAUGACGUGUACAGAGAACGGCUGGUCCCCUCCUCCCAAAUGCAUCCGUGUCGUGACAUGUUCAAAAUCGGAUAUAGAAAUUGAGAAUGGAUUUUUUUCUGAAUCUGAACUGACAUACCCCUUACAUAAAGAAACACGAUACAAGUGCAAACAAGGUUACUUAACAGAAGAUGGUCAGACCUCAGGAAGGAUCACGUGUCAGCAGGACGGAUGGUCCCCUCCCCCCAAGUGCAUCAAAUCUUGUGAAAUGCCAGUGUUUGAGAAUGCCAGAGCCAGAAGUGGCAGCACGUGGUUUAAGGUCAAUGACACGUUGGACUAUGAGUGCCAGGAUGGAUAUAAAAAUGAAGAUGGACACACCACAGGCUUCAUAGUGUGUGGUCACAGUGGUUGGUCUGGUACACCCACCUGUAACAAAAAAGAAUGCAUUGUUCCUGAUAUAGCACAAAACAUAAUUGCUCAGCCCCAGAAAGAGAAGUAUUUCAUUGGAGAAGUGUUGAAAUUUUCCUGCAGACAAAGACUGAAACUUGUUGGACCAGAUUCAAUUCAGUGUUACAACUUUGGGUGGUCACCAGAUCCUCCAACAUGUAAAGAGGAAGUAAAAUCGUGUGGUCUACAUCCUCAACUCCCCAAUGGGAAAGCUACAAACACACCAAAAGAAGAAUAUCAACAUGGUGAUGUUGUGGAGUACAUUUGUGACCCCAGGUUUCUGUUGAAGGGCUCUAAGAAAAUUCAGUGUGUUGAUGGAAAAUGGACCACCUUGCCGCAGUGUAUUGAGGAGAACAGCACCUGUGAAGACAUACCUGACAUUGUUCACGGCUCCAUCUAUUCCCGGGAGGGUCCCUAUCACCAUGGAGAGUCCUUGGAGUUCAGCUGCAGAGAAGGGUUCACAUUGGUUGGGCCCAGAUCAGUGACAUGUUUCAAGGGAAAGUGGACCCAACCACCUGAGUGCAUUGAAACAGCUAACAUUAAGAUGUGUAAAUUACUGAGGUCACAUGAAUACAAAAUACUCCAGUCAGAUAGAGUUGACUACAACCAUGAUGAGCAAGUGAAUUACACAUGCCCAAGGAGGUCAGAGCAGAAGCACUCAGUCUGCGUCAAUGGAAGAUGGGAUCCCGAAGUGAACUGCACAGAAGUACCAAGAUGUCCACCUCCACCUCAGAUUCCCAAAUCUCAAAAUAUGAUGACCACAGUGAAUUAUCAGGAAGGAGAAACAGUCUCUAUUCUCUGUCAAAAUAAUUCUCUGAUUCUGGAAGCUGGAGACCUCGUGUGCCAGGGUGGAAUCUGGAAGUCAGUCCCGCGCUGCAUUGAGAAAACACCGUGUUCUCAGCCACCUGAUAUAGAACAUGGAACCGUAAAUUCCUCCAGAUCAGAAGAAGAAGGAGAGGAAACACUGGAGCCCAAGGUCUAUCCACAUGGCACUAAGUUACAUUAUGUUUGUGAAGAUGGUUUCAAGAUAACCGGGAAACCUAAGAUAGCAUGCCACCUGGGGACAUGGGGUUCCCUGCCUCGUUGUGUAGGACUUCCUUGUGGACCACCACCUUCAAUUUCCAAUGGGGCUGCACCCAACAGGAAACAGAAAUAUGAGUAUGGAGAAGAAUUUACAUACAACUGUGCACAAGGAUUUACGAUUCAUGGACCUGCAUCUGUGAUAUGUUUAGGAGGAAAAUGGAGUCCUCCCCCAGAAUGCACAAAAACAACUUGUCCUUCCCCACCCAGCUUUAAUCAUGCCAUGCCUAAAGAUGUAAAUGGGAAGAAGAAAUCGUAUCAGCCAGGAGAUGAAGUAGCUUAUAAAUGUCAAGAACACUACCAAAUGGAUGGAUCCAAUGUUGUUCGCUGUGUGGCUGGCAGAUGGAUAGGGACACCCACAUGCAGAGACAAUUCCUGUGGGAGUCCUCCCAUUGUUGAAAAUGCCACUAUACAAAACAAGAAGAUUCGGUAUCUGUCUCGUGAGACAGUACGUUACGAAUGCAUGAAAUCUUUGGACCUAUUUGGAGAUGUAGAGGUGACCUGUUUGAAUGGGAACUGGACAAACCCACCUCAGUGCAAAGAAUCCAAAGGAAAAUGCGGGCCUCCUCCAACCAUCGACAAUGGGGACAUUACCACAUUCUCAUCAGCUGUCUAUGCUCCAGGAGACUCAGUGGAGUACAAGUGCCAGCUCUACUAUAAACUUCAGGGCAACAGGAUAAUAACAUGUCGUGAUGGAAAGUGGUCAGAAGCACCCAAAUGUUUAGAGGCAUGUGUAAUCUCAGAAGAAAUGAUGCAAAAGCAUAACAUACGUUUAAGAUGGAGACCGGACAAAAAACUUUAUUCGGAAUCAGAUGAUACUCUUGAGUUCGAAUGUCGAUAUAGGUAUCGUGCAAGGUCACCACCUUCUGCAUUCCGGGUAACAUGUCGGGAAGGAAAACUGACGUAUCCUACUUGUGUAAAAUGAUGUGUUAUACAAAUGAUGUGUAUAAAAUGAUGGUUAUAUUGCAGUCUGGACAUUGAAAUACACAUAUUCAUUUAGAAUAUUUUGUAGUAAUCCGAUUCUCUAUUUCUCCAAGUAUAUGUUAUCUCAUUUUUCUUCAUAAUCUGAAUUUAUGUUGAUGUCAUUGUAAUCCGAAAGACCAAGGAUCACUCUGAAAAUGAUCUCAUUAAAAUGUGGCAAACCACAA